AUGGCAUCAAUGGCUUCACUAGAUAUUUUCUCAGAAGGGGAGCAGUUCGAUCCCAAAAGGCUGCAAGAGAAAAUGCGGAUAAACAGGCAUGCAUUUUCUGGUGGACAAGAUUCAAUAGAGAAACAUAAAGAACUUAGAGCAAAUCUCGAGCUUACAGGUGUUGAUAUGUUGAAUACAAUUGGCUACAUAUAUGCCAGAAAGUCAGCAAAAGAGCUAAAGGUAAAGAUGUCUUUGUUUGUACGUAGACAGUAA
Messenger RNA from Prunus armeniaca (apricot), 252 nucleotides. The record is from the annotation of a GenBank genome assembly. Lineage: Eukaryota; Viridiplantae; Streptophyta; Magnoliopsida; Rosales; Rosaceae.